UUGAUACAAUGAUCUCUCCUGACAGUUCCCCGAAGAGCUGACAUGGAUUUCGAGAUGCAAUUCGUAAGUAUGGGUUAUAGAUAUAUGUAAAAUCUCAUUUCAGCUGACCUGAUAUUGAUUAGAUUUGAGAGACACAAUAAAUCACAUUCACUCAGGAUGUAGUUAAUGUUGUAUUUCAUCAUUUUAUAAAUGCAAAUUUCACAAAAAUUGGAAAAUCAUGACACAUAAUAAUACGUAAAAAUAACAUGGAUUUGCAUCAAUUACAUUUCGAUACGGAACUACUGGACACUAAAUGGAGGAAGAAAGCGAAGGUCUGCCAGUUUUACCGGCUCAUGUUUGGAUGCGCUAAGCCAUUUUAUUGUUGUUGAAACAUGAAAAGGUUUCAUCAUAAUUGACUCUACAUAAUACCUAAAAAUCAACAAAUAGCCUAUAGAAAUCGUUAUUAUGAGUCUUGAUUAUUUUUUGUACAGGCGGUACUUUGAACAGCUCACCUUGGACUGGGGUCCUUUGAUAACAACAACAUGGCUGCGCUCUGUCGGGGCAGACACCGGUGGAAGACAGCGGGGUCUUUACGGGUUUUCUCAAGAAACCUUUCUGGCAAGUUUGACUAUGAUGUGGUUGUCAUCGGUGGAGGCUCCGGAGGCCUGGCCUGCUCCAAAGAAGCGGCGCAACUGGGCCAGAAGGUUGCAGUCCUGGAUUAUGUGGAACCAUCGGCACAAGGAACACGAUGGGGUCUCGGUGGAACGUGUGUUAACGUUGGCUGUAUCCCCAAAAAGCUCAUGCACCAGGCUGCUCUGCUUGGCUCUGCAGUUCAAGAUGCCAAAAAAUACGGCUGGAACAUUCCCGGUCCAGUCACCCAUGACUGGGCCACGAUGGCUGAGGCAGUUCAGAACCAUGUGCGCUCUCUGAAUUGGGGUCAUAGAGUUCAACUCCAGGACAAGAAGGUGAAGUACCUGAACAUGAAGGGCGUCCUGGUGGAUGAGCACACAGUCAAAGGACUCAGCAAAGCGGGGAAAGAGACAAUCCUGACCGCCAAGAACAUUGUGAUCGCCACAGGUGGACGACCCAAAUACCCCGCCAACAUCCCCGGUGCUGUGGAACAUGGCAUCACCAGUGACGACAUAUUCUGGUUGAAAAAGUCGCCCGGGAAAACCCUCGUGGUGGGAGCCAGCUAUGUGGCUCUCGAAUGUGCCGGGUUCCUCACAGGUCUUGGUCUGGACACCACCGUGAUGGUCCGCAGCAUCGCCCUCCGGGGGUUCGAUCAGCAAAUGUCAGGACUGGUGACCGACUACAUGGAGUCGUAUGGAACCAAGUUUAAAUGGAAGUGCGUCCCUGAAAAGGUGCAAAGACUGAGCUCAGGCGAACUGCAGGUCACCUGGAGCGACACUCAGACGGGCGGAGAACACAGCGACACCUUCGACUCGGUUCUCUGGGCUGUCGGCCGAGCGCCGGAGACCAGAGCUCUGGGUCUCAUUGAUCUCGGGGUGCGACUCGACGAGGAGUCUGGGAAAGUCAUCGUGGCGGCUGACGAGUCCACGUCGGUGCCCAACAUCUACGCUUUUGGGGACAUUGCAGAGGGCCGUCCAGAAUUAACACCGACCGCCAUCAAAGCAGGACGACUGCUGGCCCGCAGACUGGCCGGUCAGAGCUCAGAACUCAUGAACUAUGACAACGUGGCCACCACUGUGUUCACCCCUCUGGAGUACGGCUGUGUGGGUCUGUCUGAAGAGGAGGCUGAGAGGAGACAUGGCAAGGAUGGCAUUGAGGUCUACCACGCCUUUUACAAGCCCCUGGAGUUCACCGUUGCUGAGCGCCAUUGCAGCCAGUGCUACCUGAAGGUGGUGUGUGAGCGAGCCGGUGACCAAAAGAUCCUGGGUCUGCACUUCACAGGUCCACACGCUGGAGAGGUCACUCAGGGCUUCGCUAUGAGCUUACAGUGUGGGGUGACGUACACCCACCUGUUGAAGACGGUCGGGAUCCACCCGACCUGUGCCGAGGAGCUGGUUAAGGUCAACAUCACGAAGCGCUCCGGCCUGGACGCCACCGUCACCGGCUGCUGAGGCUAAAGCCCCUCGGUCUCUGAACACAAGUGAGCACACAGGGUCUCUCUCGCUCUGUCGGAGCUCCCCGGGGUCAGCUGGGUCAAAACAAUAGUGAGCUUGUCUGGCUCUUUGUCCUCGUCUCGUUCUCUCCCCGAGGCUUCAGAGUGUGUGGAGGCCUGUGACAGUGGCCUGGCCAGGUUAGCCGGACAACUGAAGUCAGUUUGGUUCAAUACACCAACUCUUCAGUCAGGAUUAUGUAGGUCACUGAGCUACAUUUGCCCUGGUGUUUUCCCCAAUAUAUAUAUUUCACAAAUAUUGUUGUUUCUGCCUGUACUUCCUGUCCAUUAGUCUUCGGGGUGACACAUACCAUACACCCCUGUGCCCCGCCCCUCUCGUGACACUGAUGGAUGGUUCCGUCGCCGCGGUGACACCGCCCCAUUUUCACAUGGACACGCACAAAUAGUUGUGAAACUCCGGACUAACCAUGUAGUCCAUCAUCUCAGCAGCAGAACCGCCGCCAGUCUCGCUUCUGUAAUCCUGCCGCUCACCCAAAGGUGGCACUGUUGCCUACUAAUUCACUCAAUCCAGCCGGAGCCAGAGUAACGGACUCAGGAUGAGGCUGACGGUCCAGCACCUUUAAUCCUCCUAAGUGAUAUUUGGGUGAAGUAGUUGAGCAGUUUGCCUUGGCUGGUGCCAAACUGAUAAAGGUUAUCUGCUGUGUACCUUCACGGAUGGAAGGUCACCUCCCAGGAGUCAACACUGUCUGAGAUAAGGAAGCUUGUUUAUAACAUUAAAGUGGAAUAAGGCCCUCAGUAUUUAACCUGUGGAAGUAAUCUCUCUUUUAUUAGGUGGAGGAGGGAGGGUGAAGUUUGUUUUCAUGCCACGGCAAAUCUGUCGGGUCUGAUUAAUGAUUCUGAUGAGGGCAGUGACAGCCUGCCAGAAGAUGGAGAGAGAGAGAGAGAGAGAAGGGACUAGCAGGUUUAUUUGGACCAGAGCCGGAGAGAACGAGGCGAAGCCCAGCGAGACGGGGGACGGAGGGGGGGAGCUGAGGGGGAUUCCUGUGCGCUCUGUUCGGGGCCGAGGUGAUGACUGAGAGACCCUGACCUCCGCUCAGCAGGAACAGCUUGACUCCAUCACUCCGAGCACAGGAGGCUCACAUGCCCUGGUGUUUGGGACUGAGGGGGUGCCAGCUGGGCAGGGGGGCGGCCCAAGAUGGCCCUGGGACGGACACAAACAUGAGUAAUCGAGUUAAAACUGCUGUGCUCCGAGGGUCGAGGCGGUGUUCGGGAAGUCGUUCAGGCCAUCCAUGUAACUGUAAUGUCUGUUUGCUUUUCCUCCCGCCGCCGAGCAUCAUGUGACCCGCGGAACUCCUUCAGCACACCAGCCUCUUUUUUUUUAAACAGUCUCGGAGGAUCGUGACGGACGGAGGAGCCCAGCCGCUGCAGCCGCGGGGGGUCAGGGUUCAACUUUCAGGUCGGCCAGCUAAUGAUGACUUGUGCUAAAACCCGACGGUGGGGAGCGCACGUCUGAUGUCCCCUGGCUGUCAACUACACUGUUUGUAAAUAGAGACGUCUAAUUUUCUGUUAGAGCUUGGUCGUGCAUUAUUCAUGUGUGGGGUAAUGACACUGGAACCAUUAAAGGAAGGACGCUCACUCUUGAUACCUGACAUGAGUCACUCUCACCUGUUGCUUUUGUCUUUGUUUUGGCCACACAAAACGCCUCUUUAGACAAACAGCGCGAGCGAACAUGGACAAGCCCAUACUCAUGUCAUCUGUGGAGUUAUGAAAU
Messenger RNA from Synchiropus splendidus (mandarinfish), 3830 nucleotides. RefSeq names its product thioredoxin reductase 2, tandem duplicate 2 (gene txnrd2.2). Gene Ontology annotation, molecular function: thioredoxin-disulfide reductase (NADPH) activity; flavin adenine dinucleotide binding; glutathione-disulfide reductase (NADPH) activity. Bases 522 to 2060 code for a protein of 512 amino acids. Lineage: Eukaryota; Metazoa; Chordata; Actinopteri; Syngnathiformes; Callionymidae. Gene Ontology annotation, cellular component: mitochondrion; cytosol. The record is from RefSeq and is a predicted model, not a curated record. The transcript is spliced from 17 exons. Gene Ontology annotation, biological process: glutathione metabolic process; cellular response to oxidative stress; cell redox homeostasis.